Spirometra erinaceieuropaei is the source of this 10735-nucleotide messenger RNA. The record is from the annotation of a GenBank genome assembly. Lineage: Eukaryota; Metazoa; Platyhelminthes; Cestoda; Diphyllobothriidea; Diphyllobothriidae.
AUGAAACACGCGAUUUUGGUUCUUCUGCUUUUCUGUAAGUUGGUGAUUAUUUGCUCAUAUGCGCCGGUAUAAGUUGGUUUUUUUUAGGUUUAAAUAGUAAGCGCCUACGUAUGACUGCAACCGGCUUCUCACACUGUUCUAAACAAAUUUUUCGUAUUUACUAUCUGCCUUAAAAUUAUGAUGCUGAAUUAUCUUAUGUCCGGAAAUAGCCAGUAAGUUUUCUGUACAGUUUGUUAGACUCUCUUCGUGCUAGUAUUUUUACAUCUCUUGGGUGGCGAGGGAUUAUGAAUAUCCUCAAUGAAAAGAGUCAUUAAUGGAUGGGAAUCAGAUUCUGAUUAAGGGCAACUAACUUAUCAUACUUAUAUUUGUUUAUGUGAGAUCACAAAUGGAUGGUAGGUCAGUCCUUCGAAUUGAUCAAAAUUGCUCGAUGUUCCAUGCUUGUACCAAAGAGAAUACUCACGCAGAACACAAGGGGUGAUUAAUAGGUUUUUAGAAAGAUAUGCAUAAUUUAUCUGGUUGCAUUUGCUGGCGAGCUAUUGUACAACACCAGGAUCACCGAUUCCUUUCUAACUUUACAGACUCACAAAUUUUAAUACCAUUAAAGGUUUUUAGCUUUAGCUGAAUCGGAGGCUGUUAUUUUCCCACCCUUGUGUAGCAUCGGUGACUUGAAAAAGUGCAGCUAAAAUCAGGUUAUGGGAAACCGUUUUUACUCAUAAUUUUAGCGUAUGACUCGUGGCAGUAUGUUUAUCGUACGAAAUUUGAACGCAGUAUUAUUUACUCAGUUUUCGCCAUUGUAUGUGUCUGGCGGCAAAAUAGCAGCAUCAGAACACUGCGACACAAUUAAAAAUGGAAAAGCAACUUAACCACAAUAUUUAGCACAUUACAGUCUCUACAGUAGGUGUGCUAACUCAUGAAAUGUCAACCAACAUUUCGAAAUGCGUUCUCGUUUCGAAAAGAUAAAUAAAGUAGUGUUGUAAAACUAAUCAUACUGCAGCUUAAGCCUAUAAUGAUCCAGUUACCGCAGGGUAUCGGCUUUUGAAAGAACUUAGUUUCGGCUGUAUGCUAGAUCUAUACUCUGCCAAAAAUGACUACUCAAUUAGUGUGCAAUUUUCUCAUUGAUUUUCGAUGCCCCUGAAAAUACAAUUAUAUUUCAUGGAAAACAUGCAUAAAAAUAUUCAUUGUUUUACUUAUUCGGUAGAAAAUCACGUCUUCUUCCAUUGCAUUCAGGGUUUCAAAACUACAAGCUGUUUAUUUUCCGUGCACGGAAAACCAUGCAUUGCUCUAUGGUGUUAAGAGGAGGCCAUAUGAUUUUCAUAAAAUUAGCAGUAGAUUUGAGCAAUAUUGUUAACUUUACAAGCCACAUUCGCAAAUUCAGAUGCAUGACGUUUCAUGAACAGCCAUUUAACGGUAUUAAAAAAUCUCACAAUUAGAAACAUUUUAAAACCAAGUUUUACUCUUUUUUGACUAUGGACUUGGAAGAAGACGUGAUUUUCUACCGAAUAAUUAAAAGAAUGAACACUUUUAUGUAUGUUUUUCAUGAAACAUAAUUGAAUUUUUAAGAGCAGCGAAAAUCAAUGAGAAAAUUGCAUGCUAUUUAAGCGGUCAUUUUUUGCAAAGUAUAGACCUUAAACGCAGCCGAAAAUAAGUUCUUUCGAAAGGCAACACCCUCUCGGUAACUGUGUCAUUAUAGAUUUAUGCUGCAUCAGGAUUAGUUUUACAACAAAACUUAAUUUAUCUUUUCGAAAUGAGAACGCAUUUCCAAAUGUUGGUUGACAUUUCAUGCGUUAGAACAUCUACUGUAAAAUAGACAUACCUCCGGAAACAGCGACAACAGGGUGGGUACUUAUGAUACGGGCAAGACACUUGAGCGACACAGAUGGCUUUCAGUGAUUUAAAGCGUCUUCAAAAACCUGUAAGAAUUGCAGAUGCUGGCAUAUGUCUGUGCAGUUUUGUAGAUCAGACAUAGUCCGGUAUCAAGAAAGUAUCUCUAAAAUCCGCUUACAUGCUUGAUGACAUUGAGCUCUACGAUUUUUUAAGCUCACAAGUGAUCCUAAGGCCUUUACUGCAGUCCUGAUAAUAAGGAGCUGCUUGAAGCCAAGAAGGUACGGUAUGCCACCUAAGGGAUGAAAGGUGUCGAAUUUACGAGUGAUUGCUAAUUAGUUGCAGCCAUCACCAAUGCAUGGAUUUAAUAUCGACAGUAAUAAGGGGCUUAUUUAAUAGAACCGAAAAUACAAUUGAAAUAUUAUAGGCAAUACUGCAAUGUGUAGUAAUACGAAUUUUCUUCGCAAAGCGGAAACUUCCGAGAACGUCAUAAAUGGUUGCAGUUUAGUAAAUUUAAUUUUGAAAGGAACUGUUAAAAGACGGACAGCACAAAAAGAAUAAUGUUUGAACAUGGUCUUUCAGUGCACUUCACAUUAAAAUAUCCUUUACGAAUUAGUGUAUUAUCAGGUACGACAGUUUCCCAACGGCCUCCAUUCGGAGUAUAAAUUCCGAAUUGAUCUCCUGCGAAUUCGCUGUAUUUUCCACGCUUUUUAAUUGAUUAAGGUACAGCUCAAUAAGGCAGACAGGACUCUGCUCGAUUUCGCCGACAAGGACGCCAUAGGAAUAAGAGUUUUAUAAGGUCACAUAUUGCCAGGUCGGUCGCUGACUAAUAGAUUAAAGUAGGUUUGACAGAUUUAAUAGUAAACAAAUCUUUAGGUGUAUAUAAAGAGACAAUCAGUUCUGUAAAACUAGCUUCCUAUUUUCGUUUUUCUGGAUUACGUCGAAUUUCAAUUUUGCCUUGGUACAUCGUUAAAUACUUCAUGCUUUACAGUGUUUUUAAUCGAUCGUCCGUAAAGACAGAUUCUGUCGUCGAUGAAACUUCCAGAGAGACAAAUUUAAAAUUGACGCAACUGGGUUUAAAUUAAAGGAAUGACAACUCGCUUUUUUCCUCCUCCUUUUAGACGUCAUUGAAGCGCGAUCAGCUCACCGUUGGUGUAAGCUUAUCCGUGUUAUUUUCAACGGGACAAAUAAGACAAUAUCUUGACCUGUAUUUAUGUCCGCGACAGACUGAAGACUACAUAUUUAGACAUACAACAGGUUUACGUUGACACCUAAUUGAGAUGAGUAAAUAGGUUUUAUUUAACCUAUUGUACUUACUUAAUUCACUAUUAUUUAGAAAGUCGCCAGGGAAUCUUAGGUGUAUUUGCCUUAAUUUUUGAGACAUAACAUUGGCUCUUGACGAAGCAGGUAGUGCAAGUGCAGAAAGCAUGUUUGAAGUUUUAGCACAUUUACCCCUAGCACGUAUUUAAGUCCGUCAAUAUUGUUUCCAUCACAGCCAGUUCGUGACUAUAAUAUUUAAUGCCUCACUGCUGAUACGAGUUGGCUUCUGCUCACAUUCAAUAAGUGCGUCUCUUAUGGUAAAUGAGUAAUACUGUCAAAUGAAGUCAAACCUCCCGGUUAAAAUAAGUGGUUCUUCAUGGACUGAUUAGUGUGCACACAAGCAAAGUCAUCUAUUGUGCGUAGGUUCAAUUAUUAAGGCUCAUAGUAUUAAAUUAUGCUCUAUUGACUGCCGGUUGCAAAUAAUCACCCACGGUAAGUACCUGCUCACCAUCUACCGCUGGUUUUUUCAUGAACAAACCUAAACAUAUGUUUGACAUAUUUUCGAACGAAAAGUCGAAAUCCAUUGUCAGUCAGAGUGUGCUUGUCGUAUGAACAAUUGACCAUUGACCUUAACACACUGCCUUUCGUCAGUCCUCUCGCUUGAGUAAGACUAAUUCACACUUGUAAGUGCUCCAUUAAACCUCACCUCACUGGAGGUCAUAAGAUUAAGACCCGUCAUUUAAUUAAGAACACAGAAGUAAGUGUCCCGAUAAAAAAACAUGCCUGCACAUUUUUAAUGUUCCACGCUGGAUACUACACUAACCGGUAUAUAAAGUAAUCUGAUGCCUUCAAAAUGCAGUAUUCGCUCACAGAAACUGGUUGCAUAAAAGCAGAAUGGUUUAUCUUAUCACGCACAGACGACCGUUUAACCGCUCCACUGUAAUUGCAAAUGUUAAAAUCAGGAGCGGUAGAAAAUGGUUGAAUAAACAGAUGACUGAGAAAUACAGCUCAAAGUAAGCAAGCCACAUCUGUGCAACCUGCAAACUCCAAACCUCAAAGCAAUGAUGGCGCAAUCAAAUUGUUUUGGCAUGAAAGUCGACACGCAAUAGCGAAUUUAGCAGAAAAAAAUAGUGGUCCAAUUUGUGAUUAAAAUCGGAAAAGUUCAGAAAGGGGAACGUAAAAAUAGAGUAAUGUGGUUUGCAAUAGCAGAACAAACGGCAAAUGAAAAGUACCAAUCGGAGCACACUGGGACACAUGGAAAAAAUGUCAAUUAAGUACAAAGAUAAGUUAGUCAGGCCGAAAAGAUGGGUUCCAUGCGGAUAUUUUUAGUUAAUGCCAGGAUUGACACAAACGACUUCAGUAAAUCUAUUUACUUCAGAAUAUUACGAAAUGAACUUUUUAAAGACCACAAAGACGGAAAAACGCAUAACAGAAAAGGGGACGAAUGAGUCAAAGAGAAUGAAAACAGAAAAAAUAAAAGUAAAUGAGCAUAAAAUUUUGCAGGGAUUAAUGCGCAUGGAUGCACACAUUGCAAUAAAAACAAAUACAAUAUGUGAAGCAGUAAAAUAUGAAAAAAAGUGCAAAGCUAACGAGCAGUUAGCAUAUUAAAACCGGGAAGCAGAGAAAUAGAACAAAUAUUUCCAUUUCUAUGUUACAGCUACCUUGCCGCCGCAUACCGAAACACCUCCACCAGGAACAGAACCAAUGAAAAGUAAGCAAAGACAACGAAGAUAAUUAUUAAAAAUAGGAGGUAAAAGGAAACAACGGCAAAAUCAUGACAUAACAAGGAAUGGAAAAAAUGGCAUAGGCUAGGGAAAAACUGAAGGAAGAAAGUAGACGGAGGACAAAUGAGCAAGAAGAAGAAACGAUGCAAAUUGCUGAAUCUCUGUGAGAAAAUAAGAUAAAAUACAUAAAAGUAUUAAAGACUGUAGACCGAGGAAAGGGCAAAAGGCAGAGGCAAUGCAAAUUGCAGAAUAUUUAAGAGUAGUCAGCAAAUGAGAGAACACAUCCAUAUGGGCUUAGUGAUCUGACGGUAUCAGUCACAUGCAAUAUAAUAUAUAUUAUUAUAAUAUAUCAUUUGUAUUAUUAUUAUUAUGAGAAUGGAGGUGUGGACGGCAAUUACAUUAGGGUCUGUGAGAUUUGUGUGUAGCACAGCACGUUGGGAGGCAGACAGCAAUCCCCAUGAUCGUCUCCCUGCAUUCUGCUUGCAGAAAGCGUAACCGAGGUUAAAGGCGAAUCUUCGUGGACCCCAAAGCCAUCUUCGCCUAGUAAGCGUAUUUUCCUACGCCAUUCCUCUCUCGCUAUUCGCUAUGAUCUGCAAACAGGCAGGACUUCGUAGUUGUUUUCAAAUGCCCCUUUUGGAUUUGUUUUAACGCACUCUUCUUAAGCCUCUUAUUACUCUAGUUCGUUGCUAUUUAUUGCGCUACACCAAUUCAUUCGAUUUCCGCAAUUUUAUUUCCUGUGUUAUCUUAUGCAGGACUCUACGAUGGCGUCCUCACCAUUUGACACACUUGCUGCACUACUUGUCUUACUUCCUCUCCUCGUCUUUUGCAUUCUCCGUAGGCCAUUCUGGCGAAAUCCUUUCGACCAUCACGACAACUCCACCUCCAGGAAAAUUUCCUGGUGAGCACAUUCUCGUCAUUGCGUCAUGUCUCGCUAUACUCAAUCCACUCCACCAAUCCGAAAUAACUGAGCCCAUCUACUGCAUACCGUGCGCCAAGUACACUUGUGUUUAUAUUGACCAUACAGGCCGACUCGCAUUAGCGAGCAGAUGUUAUCCCUCCUCAGUCGCGAGCCCCCCUUGUGUCUCGUGUUUGCUCACGCCCUUUAGUAUGACCAACGUUUCAAUUGCAGCGGUGCUGAAGUGAUGGCAGUGGGUAACACCAGUUAGGCUCGAGAAUUCCUCGAAGCAUGACAUUCUGGCACAACCAGCAGCAACCGGCACGUCCUUCUAGACUCUCAAUACGAGGGACUACGUAUACGAUCAUUGACUUGUUCCCACACCCUAACAACCGUUAACGAACAUCUGACCACGCACAGUUACAGUAGAUGUGCUAACUCAUGAAAUAUCAACUGAAAUUCUGGAAUGCGGUUUAAUUAAGUAGUGUUGUAAAACCACUCAAUAUGCAACAUAAUUCUAUGAUAAUUAAAUCACCUAAGGUUGCCUGCCUUCGAAAGAACUCCUUUUCUGUUGCAUGAAAAGUCUAUACUGUGUAAGAAAGAACGGCUUGAGUAGCAUGCAUUUUCUCAUCGAUUUUAGAAGCCCUUAGACAUUCUAUUAUAUUUCAUAGAACACAUGCAUAAAAAUAUUCAUACUUUUGCUCAUUCAGUUAAAUAUUACGUCUUCUUCCAAUCUCAUUUUUGGAGAAUAGCUAUAAUUCGGUUUUCAACACGUUUCGAAUUCGCGGAUAAUUUUGAACCCGAUCUGCAGUUAUAUUUACUUCCAGGGUUGCCAAACUACAAGCCGUAUAUCUUCCGUGUGCGGAAAACCAUGCAUAUCUCUACGGUAUUAAGAGGAGACUAUAUGGAGUUCAUAUAAUUUAGCAGUAGAUUUGAGCCAAAUUGUUAACUGUACAAGCCACACUGGUAAAUGUAAAGGCGUGAAGUUUUAUGAAAAGGCAUAUCACGGCCGAAUUGGGCCCUCCCUUCGAGUAUACCAUUGGAAGAAGACGUGAUUUCUACCGAAUGAGCAAAAUAAUGAAUACGUUUUAUGUAUGUCUUCCAAGACUUACAAUUGAAUUUUUAAGGGCAUCGAAAAUCGAUAAGAAAAUGCGUGCUAAGCAAGAAGUCAUUUUUUACAAAGUUUACUUUUUGCAUGCAUCCCGGAAGGAGUUCGUUCGAAAGCCGGCAUCCUGAGGUACUUGGACAAUUAUAGAAAUAUGCUGAAUAAUGAUUAUUUCAAGGCCAGUUCUCCGAGAUGCCGGAAACUCUUGAAUCAUGUAAGCAAUGGCCCUGUCAUUACGGCGAAAUUGCUAAGUAUGCAUAUGCGCCAAACGAAGCGCAGAGAACAUGAAGCAGGCAGUUAAUAUACUUGUCGGAGUACGGAAUGUUAGCUUGCUUUUUUUGCAGCUGGAAGAAUGCCCCGGUUAUUUUGAAUUUCCUCAGGUGUUUUCUUUCUUCAGACUGACACGCACGCGUGUGGAUAUAUUUAUUUUUUGCUCUAUGUGUGAACUUUUCUAUCAAUCAGUUUGUGUCCUGUGAUUGCAUUUUUCGUGUGCAAUUCAUUAUUUCCUUCUGCUUAUUUUUUUCAGUUACUAUUUUUAGCAUUAACCCUUCCUUUUUCUUUAUUUUUACUACAUUUUAGUUUACUUCACUAUGUAUUUGAUUCUAUAUUCUCGCUAUUCCAGUACUUUAAUUAUCCUCUUUAACCUUCUACAUUCAAAUUCAACCGUCAUUUAAACUUGUUGCUGAAUACGGCGAAUAUGCGUCUUGGAAUUUUGUAGCUGUAGCCUGAUAACGCCCAAUCUUAGAGGACAACGAUACAGCGAAUCAUCAAUCAUCCCAUUAGCGGGUGAUAUGUGCAAAUAUUUGAUUUGGUAUAACAGUACUAUUCUGUCGAUUUAAGCGGUAUUCUUCAAGGAAAUAUACACGAAGUCUUUGUCUUAAUAUCCCUGCGACGUCCGCCAUUAUCACUUCCUCUGGAAACUCGUUUCGGGCACUGGCGAUUCGCUGUGAAAACGCGAACAUCCAUGUGGGAUCUGGUUCCCUGAUGUUUAAGAAAGUUCCAGCUCAGGUUUGCUUUUGAAGUCAAGGUGGAGAAAUCAAUGUAGCGAAUGGCACAGUCUCGAUUCCUUACGAUCCGUUAGGUCUGCUUGAGAUCUCCUCGGAUCUGCCUGUACUCAAGAGGAAAUAGCUUAUGCUCAUCAAGUCUACAGCGGGAAGAUAAAGUCCUGAGGCCUUUCACAAUUUUGGUCGCUCUCCUCUGAACUCGUUCCGGCAACUAAUAGUCUUUUUCAGCCAGAGUCGCCAUGCUUGGAUUCCAUAUUCCAAUUUUUGAAUGAACAAAUGCUCCAUACACUUUUCCAAAUAGCUCUUUGAGCAUUAAAGUCAUUUGAAUAGCGAAGAGGACAGCAUUUGCCCUGUCAGCCCGCCUUCUUCUGCGGUUCUUUGUGGCCCUGCUUUUUUUUACCUUCCCCGCGUUUUGCUUUAUUCUUUGUAGUUUUUUCGGCUUUUUUGUCGUGUUUUUCAUGCCUUUUCUCCUCCUUUCCUAUUUUUCAGACGAGCGUGCUUAUUGGGUACGUAUCCGUGUUGACGUUACUUAAUUCUUGCCUUUUGUUGUUUUUCCCCGAAUUUUAUUCUGACUAUCAUGUUUUAGUUGGAGGAAGUGUGGUAUUACCUCAAGAGGAUCUCCUCGGUAUGUUACUGCGCUUCCUUAACGAUAUUCUUUUCCUCAUCAGCGCUUACUUAAGCGACCAUCCUGGUAGCCGACUUCGAAAGCCAACGUCCUGAGUUAACUAAAGUACUAUAGAAUUAUUCUGCACAAUGAUCGGUUUAACAACGAAACCGCAUUUAGGAAUUUUGGUUGAUAUUUCAUGAUUAAGUCCAUCUACUGUAUUGCUAACAGGUUUAUUGUCUACUGGGAGAACAAUCUGCGGUCCCAGAAAUUACGGUGGUCCAGAUCAAAAACGUUUUUGGCUUGAAGGCAUUCGUGCGACGGGUGUUUUUAUUCUUGACUUCGUUUCUUGGAAUCUGGACACAGCAUCAGACAAGGCCGCAUAGAUAAACAGAUGCUCACCGCCAGAUGAAGAAUUUACUCGCUACACGGCGGAUUGCAGAGUCAGCAUCUCGAAAUGACACCAGACAGGGAAUGCCAUCACUACGGGAAAUGAUUUCGGUGAAUACUGUACGCAGAACUUGUGGAGGUUGUUCUGACCGAUGAAAGCGAGUAAAAGUUCAUGUUACUAAGGGCUAUUUUGCGAAAUGGCCAUAGGCCUGCGGAAAUUACUCUAGAUUGCAUUUCGGUUGGCAGAAAUGAAAUUACUAUAUUUAACUGUAAGUAAUUCAGGAAGAGAUAAAAUGACCCCAAGUGAACUGUUGAGCCCACAGCGGUCAAAAUGUUGCAAAGUAGUGGGGACAUUGAACGUGUGACAGUUUAGAAACUUGAAUGACAACCUGGAGUUCCUUUUGUAAUCGGCGAAGCCACAAAGCACCUAGAUCUGGGAGUCCACAACGUUCUCGAUGUGUCGCAAUGGGGCGUGCCGCGAUCAAAGUACUUCUGGUAACAAAAGGCUGGACAAGUUCCACUUUCUGUCGCUCACCAGUGCGCAGAAGGCUAAAUAAAAACGUAUAGCAUUCUAGAUCAGGCGGGUGCCAAGAUAGCUAGUUUCAAAUUUCCAUGGGGGAAAUCCAGGCGUUUUGUCUGCCUUGAGGCCAGUCAGGCAGGAAAACUGAAAGACUGGGGCUCCUGGAGUUUUGCAUUCGUAGAUCCUCAACAGUUCCGUUCACAUUAAUGUCGUCUCCAUCAGUGCACACUUGGGGCUGAUGAUGACUGUUCAGGCGGCGAAACCAUUGUUUGCAGAUUGUGCAACAUGAUUACCAAAAGGGAGGCUGGCAGGCGUCACAAGACCGAGCUUUGCGGAUCUCAUGUUGAGUGAGACGUUACCUCAUCUUAGAUUAAGGCCUCUAAGAUUUUCGAAAUUGCUGGGGGGGAAGUUUACUGGCCGAAAGUCGUCAGCUGACGUAGACUGGCCGUGCUUGGGAAUAUGUACAAGGCAUGAGUCCUUGUACAAACUGGAAUAGGUCUCACUUUCGAGAGCGAGAUUAGAUAUCCCGCACAUGUGGGAAGGAAACACCUCACCUGCGUCCGCAUUUAAAUAACUGUUUGCAACACUAUUUGGUCCAAUACUAUGAGCUUCAAGAAAUCAUCCAGUGACUGUGGCGGCGCCUCAGACCGGCGCCGGUCUAUAUUUAUAGGUUAGGAAGUGAAGCGGUCGAAUAGUCAUUAAACGUUUUGGACAGGAAGGCAUUUGAACUGCCAGCGAUCAGUUUGGCGUAUGCGAUAGGCUUUUAGAGUGCUUCUCAAAGUAUGGGAUUUUGUGGUUCCAUACAACUACUCAUUUGUGAGAAAAAAAUUUACGACGUUUGACGAGCAUUUUUCGCCAUAGGUUAUCAUUCCGGCUAGUUAUUUGCUUCUGAUAGCCUCUUAGCCCGCUCGUAAAUGCAACGUAUCAAAGGCAGAACUGAAACUUCGUGUUUCAGAUGAAACCGACGGGGCAGUCUGCGUAACCUAGGACGAAAGUAUAUAGGGGGGGAAGUUUGAUCCGUAGCACUAAUUCUUCUUCUUAUGAUGUAUUGCCAUAGAUUUCAUUUUCCCACUUCGCAAAGUCCACAGUUAGAUGCAAUUGGACUACCCAGUAGAUCACACGCAGACCUAUGAAAAUUUUUCUGAAAGGGCUAUUUACACGCAGAGUCAAAUAUCCUGAUUUUCUUCCUGUCAACUUUUAGAUAAUUCAGAGCUUGGAGGCGCAAUGAUUUUCUGUUUAAAAGAGUGGUAAUCUACAUCUUUUCAUAUUUUUCCUUUAACUUGCGCUUUUACUACCUCGUCGUCUACAUCAUUUACUAUGCUGCGCAUCCGAAUUCUUCUCAUUUCAGUGACUUGGAAUUCUGGCGCGCACGCAACCUCAUUCGUCUGCUUCUCGAAUCUAUUUUCGUGUAA